AUGAGCGAGUCCUCUGACUUUCAGGAGGAGAAACCGCUAAGCUUCGAUCAAUCUUUAAGGUCUGAACGUGGGAAGCGUAAGAAGUUGGCGUGUGUAGAGUGCAGACAGCAGAAAUCAAAAUGUGACGCCCACGAAAAAGCACCCGGGCCGUGCACAAGAUGUGCAAAGAAGAGCACUGCCUGUAUACUGCAAAAGGACUUCCGGCGUACCUACAAACGUGUCAGAAACGAAGCCAUAGAACAAAGGUUUAAAGAACUGACAAAGUCCUUGAGUAAUCUCGAUGCAGAUGAGAUUCUGAAAAAGAUAGAACUAGAGCAGCAAACGUUGCUUGAUCAAAACAAUUUCACCAAAGAAAAAGUAAAAUUACUGCGACAGGGCGAUCCGAACUCAAGUCAGGUAUCUCUGACAAACUCUAACGAUACUUCAAAUCCAAAUGAAGACAAUUCUGACGCAAUCACUGGCUAUAAUAACAUUCACGAUGGGACAUCUACGCAACAACUUCCUAGUAAUCCUGUAUUGCACGUACCUGUGGGAUCGGAAAAGCUCAAGUGCAGCCCCAAAUCAUUGGGGGAAAUCUAUAUGUCCGCGGAGGACAUCAGUGAACUUUACGUAGAGUUCGUCACCAAAUAUCAUCCGUUUUUGCCGGUGGUCGAUGUGACCAAAGGCCCAGAGCUCAUUUAUAAAUUAUCACCUUGCUUAUUUUGGGUCAUAAUGCUUAUAGGACUUCGACGAAAGUUCAAAGCUACAGACUUCAUGACCAAACUCUCUAGUCUAGUCAAAUCUAUUCUCGCAGAAAUUACAAUGUCGCCUAUAAUACGAUAUGCGCCAACAGAAAAUGAUGAGCCCGUUUUGAACGUUGCGUCCGUGUACUCGGUACAGGCGUUUUUACUUUACACCUUUUGGCCUCCACUAACGUCAUCACUCAGUGCCGAUACUUCAUGGAACACAAUGGGUUCUGCUAUGUUUCAAGCGAUCCGUGUGGGCCUCAAUUGCGCCGAAUUCUCUACCGAGUAUGCAACUACCAAUUCUGAUCAGAUUCAGGAGCAGGUCAAAACUUGGAUCUGUUGCAAUAUAGUUUCACAAAUGAUAGCUUCAUCUUUUGGAUUUCCAGCAUUUGUGUCGUUUGAUCACACUGUCAUUAGUGCUUGUAGAAGCUCGUCAAAGCGUUCCGAUGCCCGCAAUAAUGUUGGGGUCCCUCAAACAAUAAAGCAAAUGAUGCAUAUUGCAUAUUUCGAAAAUCAACUCACCAAGACAAUGAAUUCAAACCCAUUAAAUGCAAUGGGUAUGGUUGGUGGUGAAGAGAAACUUCCACUUCUGCAUGUUUUGGAACAGCAAUUAGGUGAAUUAGAAAUCAGAUUGCGGGAGAGUAAAUUAGAUGAUAUCAGGAAAUUUCUGCUGCUUGUGGCCAAAGUGCAUUUAUUGACCUACUGCUUCACUGGUGUUAAACCCUUUGAAGAUUCUGCCGACUUGAGUGGAAUUGAAAUCACUGUUCGGGACGUCGAAAUGAAUUUUGAAGCAAAGCGUGGAUUUGUUAAAGUAUACAACGUUGCUAUGGAGCUCUUAAUGCACACAACUUCGAUGUGCAAGGCUGACCCAAAUAUCAUUAAAUCUUUUCCGGGAGUAUUUGUCCUGAGCAUAUGGCAAACGGCAUGCAUCAUAAGCAAACUGUCACACUCGUCGCUAGAUUCAGUUCUCAAUUUAGAAUUGGGUAAGAAAAUAUAUCAAGAAGCUGUGGUUUUAACGUACAACGCCUCUGUUCUAAAAUAUGACAUGGCAUAUAGGUCCUCGGGUAUCAUGAAAAGCAUAUGGAGCAUGUUUAGUAAUAUGCACACCAAAUGGAAAACCGAACAGUCGGACGAGUUGCUGCCAUUAGGCAAUGAUUUUAAUUUGGAUAUCACAAUAAAGUCCAGAAUGUCGGCAAGCGUUUUUUUCGACUGCUUGUACAAGCUACGAGAGAAAUGUGGCAUGGCCAAAUUGAAAAGAGAGCUACGAUCCGGGUCGGAAGACAAUGAAAUGGAGGAUGACGCAGUGAGAGACGGAUCUAUGGAGAAACGUGAAAGACGCCUCUCGGGGCAGCAAGAUCCCGAGGAAAAUGCACGUAAGUUGAUCAAGACCAUUCCACUGGACCCGGAACCGAUUAAUGCCCCUAUGAGCGGCAGCAGCGCAGCCACUCCGAACAGCCAGCCGUCAGACGUGGUUUCGCUCAAAAGUAUUCUGAACAAGACGGCAGUCUGUGACAGUAGGUAUUCGAGGAACAGAUCGGUAUCUAUUGAUGAUAUUGAAGGCACGGGCGUCGGCGGUGGGCGAGAAAUGCGAAGUCCCGGUUUCACGCCAGAUGCCUUGAUUGAUCGUAAUUUGUUCGAAACACGCGAGAUGGUAAAAAAUGGAAAUGACGUUGAAGAUUCCUCGGUGCUUUUGUCACACAGGAGCGAUUCACCUGCAGCCAUGGAGCAUUGGGACAACUGGGAAUCUGACACAGUAUGGAAAGACGUUGAUAUCCUGAUGAACGAAUUUGCCUUCAAUCCAACUUUGUGA
Lachancea nothofagi CBS 11611 is the source of this 2535-nucleotide messenger RNA. The record is from the annotation of a GenBank genome assembly. Lineage: Eukaryota; Fungi; Ascomycota; Saccharomycetes; Saccharomycetales; Saccharomycetaceae.